Molecule: messenger RNA, 1553 nt
Organism: Eupeodes corollae
Lineage: Eukaryota; Metazoa; Arthropoda; Insecta; Diptera; Syrphidae
Gene: Rab4
Product: ras-related protein Rab-4A
Exons: 4
Coding region: 295-936 (213 amino acids)
Biological process (GO): Rab protein signal transduction; regulation of endocytosis
Cellular component (GO): endosome
Molecular function (GO): GTP binding; GTPase activity
Source: RefSeq, a predicted model, not a curated record
GAAAGAACACAAAGAACAUUUUUAAAGAACACGGGACAUCUCAUAUCGAGUCGAAGUAUUUUGUUUAUAAUUCUAUAUUUUUAUUUACACAAGACUAAUUUAACUUAUCAUAAGGAAAAAAGAGACUUUCAUUUAUCGAAAAUAAAAUCAUUUUAAAAUUAAACAUUGUUAUGGUAAUUAAUAAUAUCAAAAUUAAAGUUACAAUUCGCCACGCUGCUGAUAUUGAAAAAGAAAAUUUCACGAAAAAAUAAAAUAAAACAAAAGAAAACUAAAAAGAAAAACUAGAAAAGAAACAUGUCGGAAACAUACGAUUAUUUAUUUAAGUUCUUAAUCAUAGGGAAUGCUGCGAGUGGAAAAAGUUGCCUGCUGCAUCAUUUCACCGAAGCCAAAUUUAAGGACGACUGCUCCCACACUAUUGGAGUUGAAUUUGGUUCGCGUAUUGUAAAUGUUGGAGGAAAAGCCGUAAAACUACAAAUAUGGGAUACAGCUGGACAAGAACGUUUUCGUUCAGUUACACGCUCCUAUUACAGAGGAGCAGCUGGCGCUCUAUUGGUCUAUGACACAACUUCCAGAGAUUCCUUUAAUGCUUUAACAAAUUGGCUUAACGACGCCCGCACCUUGGCCAGUCCAAAUAUUGUCAUAUUAUUGGUGGGCAACAAAAAGGAUUUAGAAGAAGCUAGAGAUGUGACAUUCUUGGAAGCCAGUUCCUUUGCACAAGAAAAUGAAUUAAUUUUCCUCGAGACAAGCGCCAAAACAGGUGAAAAUGUCGAAGAAGCUUUUUUAAAGUGCUCCAAAACAAUUUUGGCCAAAAUAGAAACCGGCGAAUUGGACCCCGAACGCAUUGGCAGUGGUAUUCAAUAUGGUGGAGCAGCUCUAAGAAAUCUCGAAAACAGACAACGAAGUGUUAAUAGACCAGAUUGUGGAUGUCGGUUAUAAGUUGCGUAUGCAUUUAAUAUGUUUUUUUUAAUGCAAAACUAAUUUUACAUUUAAUAUUAUAAAUUAUAACUAUGUUUAAGAAAUAUGGUCUUUGUCCUAAAACAAAAAAUAUUCAUUCCUAAUUGUAUUAUUUUGCUAUUGACAUAAUUUUCCUGUAUCAAAUCAUUCGAAAUCGAAUGAAUUUAGUUCCAAUUUCCUUAAAUCCUUCGUUUUAUUUGACACAACAUAGUAGAAUUUAUUAAACAACAAAAUGAUUUUUAUUUUAUUUAAGAAAAAAAAAAAUGUGAUUUUUUUAAUUAAAUUGGUUACGAUGCCAGUUUUUAUGUUUAAAAAUAUAUUGAGUCUCUCUUUAAUUUGUAAAUUGUUAAAAAUAUUAAAAAAAAAAAAACAAUUCAAUAUUUUUUAAUUCAGAAUUAUUAUGGGCAAUUUAUGUUUUAAAUACCCAAAUAAUCUUUAGGACCUAAUCAAAAAUGUAUGAUCAAAAAAGAAAAUACUUUCUGCAUGGGAAAUGUAUGAAUAAAUUAUUGUUUUUGUAAAUAAAGCUUAAUUUCUUCCUGACAAAGAAAAUGUUAUUUUUAGAACAAUAAAACAAAUAAGACGUUAUAACAGAAAAUAUA